Molecule: messenger RNA, 1440 nt
Organism: Phytomonas sp. EM1
Lineage: Eukaryota; Euglenozoa; Kinetoplastea; Trypanosomatida; Trypanosomatidae
Source: the annotation of a GenBank genome assembly
AUGCCAGCAUUUCUAAUUAACGGGCAGGAUGUUUUCCGUCUCAGAGAUAGGGCUGUAGAUGUUGGGCACGAAAAGAUUGGGACACUCCCCCACGUUCCUGUUUCCGCGGCUUGCUUUGCGACUGACAGUAUUUAUUAUGUUCCCGAAUACUCACCAGAGUCUUUGCUGUCGUGGUGUCCAUCGGAACCCGCUAAGCUCAUCACAAAAUUUUCACAUCCCGUGAAAAAGAUUAUUUUUUUCCAUAAUAAAGUGUUUUGUGCGCAGAAGAAAGGUCAUUUUAUUUUCUCCUACGAUCCCCUCAGUGGAGUGACUGAAACGCUAGAAAUGCCUUGCGAAGUCGCAGACUUUGAGCCGGGCGGCAAUGGAUUUGUAGUUCUAAAUGAAACAGGAGAUCUUUAUGGCUACAGUUUUGAUAAUGGGGUGAAUAAGAUUCACGAAGUUGUGAGUAUGAAACUCUUAGGUAAUUACCGAAAUGCUGCUGUUGUCUGGGUGGCUUCAAAAUGCGCUGCAGUAAGUGUGACCGAAGAGGGGAACGCGUGCACCCCCACCCUUUCUUCAAUUGAGCAUUGUUUUGUUGUGGAUCAAAAUGAUGUUAUUCAACUAGACAAAGACGCCAAAGUUUUAAUUUAUCCGAAUGGUCUUAGACGCUCUAUUCCAGGUAGGUCGGAGCAUAUUCACCUGCUUCACUCGCCAGUUAUGGAAACGGAACGAAUUUGUGUCUUGUGCUUGUGUGAGUUAGACGAAUCUGGAAGUUUGACGUUAGAUUGUAGUCAUCAAUUCCAUAUCGAAUGUGUUUUGGAAUGGGUAAAUAAUUGGGAUGAGUUCAAAAAAAAAGGAAGCCACAUAUCUUUCACACGUGCGAUGUGUCCGGGGGGCUGCAAACAUUUGGUUCGGCAUCCAUUGAUACAGCCAGCUUCGAAAUGUAUUAGAGAGCUUUUCUCCAAUGUGUCCCUUCAAAAGCGCAAAAUGGUUCAAUUGAUAUAUCCCUCUAAAACCGAGGAUGAUCUGCUGUUUUACAUUUGCAGUAAAUGUUCUAAUCCCUUUUUAGGAGGUGAAAACAUUUGCUUCCGAAUGCAGGGAGGGGAGCCAGCAAAGGAUCCGAGUAGCUUGUUAUGUGAAAACUGCAAAACGGACUUCCAUUGUUCGAAACAUGACCGCGAAUAUGUCAUUUACAAAUGUAGCUAUUGUUGUAAUCCGGCAACUCAUCGAUCCUUUGCCACGCGUUACCUUUGCGAUCGAUGCGACGAACGCUGGACAGGUUCCAUUGAAGUGGAGAAAAUUCCGUGUCCUGGACCGAAUGCCUGCCCAUUAGGUGGACAUCACAAUACUACAUGUACCUAUCCUAUUGGAUGUUUUCUAUGCCUACCUGAAGAUUUCUUGGCAAUGGAUUGUAUUAUCCCUUCCUCUAGGGGUGAAGGUGAGGGCCACACAAUCGAAUAA